GGGAUGACUCGGUAUUCUUUCGUUCGGUCUUAGGGGAUAUUUUUUUUAAUCGACACAUCCCAACUUAGUAUGCGCUUGUUUUAUUUGUGAUAUUGGCUUACGAACCGCGUCAACCGUGUCGAAAACCAUUUCAUGAUUACAGUGAAGCGAAACCGAGAAUUAAAAUGGAAGAACGGGCAAAACACUCUUGUGUGAAUAGGAACCCACCAGCAUGUCAGUCCAGUCGGAGAAUAUCCAGGACAAGUCGAAGGAGCAGCUCGAUUGGCUGCCGGUCGUUGAUGAUAGGCAGACGAUCGUCGGCUGGCUUACUAGCGUGGACUAAUUGCCAAGAUCCAUCGAGGUUGGUGGUUGAAAUCAACAGUCAAGUGGCUCAGUUUAGAGAAUUGCUCGUGCACAUCGGUACGUCCAAGGAUUCACCGGAAACGAGAGAAAAGAUCCGGAAAUUACGAAGAGGAUGCGUAGACACGUGUAAACACACCAGUCAAUUACUUAUACCUCAGCUGAAGGGAUCAAAUUUAGAAGUGGCUCUUAUAGACCAUCCAGAGUUGGCUCUUCUAUUUUAUUUGUGCCAAAUGAUGUUAAGAGAAUUGAGCAAAUGUAGUCGUCUAGUGCAACUUAUUCCAAUGGACAUGACUGGAUAUUUCGAAAAUCGAGCUGGCCCGUCAAACAUCGGCAACGUUAUCAGUCAAAUACUUCUAUGCAAGCAAAUAGCACCAGAUUUCAACCAAGAAGAAGUCUGUAGCAUAGCUAAGGACAGUCAAGACUUAGCUAAACUCAUACAAGACAUGCAAGAAUUUCUCCCCCAACAAGAUACAGCUGCUGAAAAAAAUGCAGCUCUAGAACCCGAAAACAGCAAGUGGAAAAGAAAAGGAAGACGGAACUCGAUCUACACCAACGUCAGUUCUUGCUGCUGUUUUUGUAAACCAACUUACAUUUGAUGUCCUACGUUGGUUUCUUAAAAAGAUAAUAUACGUAUAACUAUAAUUAUAUUCCCAAGUGCUCAAAAUCAAAGUUCGUUUACACGAAAUUACCUUACCCUGCUUGCACAAAUUGCCAUUGAUAUUAGUUAUAUUAUUAUCUACUAAAUUAUUAUUCUUAAAAACAAAUAAACAGUUUCAUUUUUUUAAUAUCGUAGUAUUUUCCAAUGAAAAGUAAUAUUUAAACCAUUUAUUUAUAAUUUAAAUAAGCCAUAGAGUUUGUCCAUAUGGUAAUAAUAUUCAUAAUCAACUCAUUUCAUAGAGCGAUUAUUUAAAAAUAAAAUAAACAAAAAAGUGAUCAGUUAGUAGACAAUAAUUAAAAGUCAUAUAAAUUUAAAACGAUAUUGUCAUUAUAAAUUUUAGAACACCAAGACUGUUAAAACUAUGAAUUUUAAUAUUUUUAUUAGGUAAUUCUUAUAAAUAGUGCCUACGUCACGUCAAUAUUGUGUUAAUGAAUGAGAACACAGUAUACAAUAUAAAACCAAUAUUAAUAUAAACAAACUGUAAAAAUGUACACCUAUAGGAUUUUCCACUUUUAUUUUUACUUCCAAUUAUUAAUAGUUCCAUUUUAAUUCUAUUUCAAAAAUCAGUGGACAAAUAUUUAUCUAAUAAUAUGUUGUAUUUUGUAAGAAAAUGCAUAAAAUUAAUGAAAUUUUACUGAGACUAGAAUUUAGGAU
Adelges cooleyi (spruce gall adelgid) is the source of this 1654-nucleotide messenger RNA. RefSeq lists its product as uncharacterized. The record is from RefSeq and is a predicted model, not a curated record. Gene Ontology annotation, biological process: G protein-coupled receptor signaling pathway; vesicle-mediated transport. Bases 165 to 938 code for a protein of 257 amino acids. The transcript is spliced from 6 exons. NCBI's taxonomy places the organism in Eukaryota, Metazoa, Arthropoda, Insecta, Hemiptera, Adelgidae. Gene Ontology annotation, cellular component: neuron projection; membrane.